Molecule: messenger RNA, 1244 nt
Organism: Pseudomyrmex gracilis
Lineage: Eukaryota; Metazoa; Arthropoda; Insecta; Hymenoptera; Formicidae
Gene: Surf4
Product: surfeit locus protein 4 homolog
Exons: 3
Coding region: 103-915 (270 amino acids)
Biological process (GO): Golgi organization
Cellular component (GO): endoplasmic reticulum; membrane; endoplasmic reticulum-Golgi intermediate compartment
Source: RefSeq, a predicted model, not a curated record
CUCCGCGCGCCGUGUGGCCGCUUCGUGCCACUUGCGUGCGCGCACGUGUGUACGUUAGUGUGUGUACUGAUGAAAUUUUUCGGGUUUUGAACAAAACGCACGAUGGUGAUCUCGCAAGAGGUGCUCUCGAGGGCAGAGGAAAUUGCCGAUCAGGUAAUCCGCAAUGGCAAACACAUACUUCCAACAUUGGCACGCUUAUGUCUCAUUGCUACAUUCCUGGAAGAUGGUUUGCGAAUGUGGGUGCAAUGGAGCGAACAGCGAGAAUAUAUGGAUGCAUCAUGGGGUUGUGGAAAGUUCUUAGCUACUAUCUUUGUUAUUGUAAACCUUAUUGGCCAACUUGGUGGAUGCGUCAUGGUACUAGGCAGAUGGCGAGUCAGCAUAGCUUGCGGCGUCCUGUUCUUCAUUGUAAUCCUGCAGACAAUCGCAUAUAGUAUAUUAUGGGACUUACAGUUUUUGUUCCGCAAUUUAGCCUUGAUAGGCGCAUUACUCUUGGUAUUAGCCGAGUCUCGAGUCGAAGGCAGAUCGCUCUUUGCUGGUGUUCCCAGUCUUGGUGACAACAAACCCAAAAACAUAUUGCAACUGACCGGCCGUAUUAUGCUGGCAUUCAUGUUCGUUACGCUAUUCCGUUUUGAACUAUCGGUUCUGCAGAUUCUUCAAGACCUGCUCGGCGGCAUUCUCAUGAUGCUCGUGACAAUUGGUUACAAGACUAAACUGAGUGCGUUGUUGCUCGUAAUUUUACUCACUACGUUGAAUUUCUAUCAUAACGCGUGGUGGACUAUUCCCGAUUAUAAACCGCUUAGGGAUUUCCUGAAGUAUGACUUCUUUCAGACACUAUCAGUCAUAGGAGGUCUUCUAAUGAUAGUCUAUCUAGGUCCAGGUGGAGUAUCGAUGGACGAGCAUAAGAAAGAAUGGUAGAAUUAUUCUACGUCUAGAUGCGCGAAGUGUGUAUGAACUUAUCGGGUUGUUGUCAUGAAAGCGAAUUUUGUCUCGUUCCUGUUCCUUUGUACGCUCAAAGAAAUUCUAAGCGAAUCGUUAGAAACAUCAAACGAUACAAAAAAAAACUUGGUACAUCGAUAUAUAUCAUCGAUUCAAUGGAAACGACCGAGUAUAUAAACUUAUCGAUCAAUCAGUUUUUUUCAACAACGUGACGAAAUAAAAAAAAAAAACUUCACGAGAAGAAUCUUCUGGAAAAAAACGUCAGUAAGAUUAAUUAGUGUAAAGGUAAAGAACACAGGAAAAAAAAA